This is a messenger RNA of Gaeumannomyces tritici R3-111a-1, 6980 nucleotides long. RefSeq lists its product as hypothetical. The record is from RefSeq and is a predicted model, not a curated record. The coding region runs from base 2050 to 3567 and encodes 505 amino acids. Gene Ontology annotation, molecular function: oxidoreductase activity; molybdenum ion binding; pyridoxal phosphate binding. Lineage: Eukaryota; Fungi; Ascomycota; Sordariomycetes; Magnaporthales; Magnaporthaceae. The transcript is spliced from 3 exons.
CAAGAGUCUCUGACCCUUCCUAUCUGCUGUUAUCGCACACGUUGGUCGAGCCUGUUCUCCCUGUGCUCUAUGAGGCUAUCUAUACAACGCACGUGGGUGAGUGGACCCAGAAGAGCCAAAAGAAGCCACGGAAGAAGGUGCUACAGAUCCAAAGUUCCAGCAAAAGACGGUUGUGUGUUUGGGCUGAAGAUCCGUCUGCUGUGAUGCCUCGACGGAGAGCCGCCCAGCCACCGUCCGGGUUGAACACGGGAGCCUCACUUGCACACUUACUUUGUCGCAUGUGGCCACGGGCACUCGAAGCUCAGUCCCACUCGCUGCCCAGGUCGGGCUAACAACAAGCCGAGGGCUGGAAAGCUUACACCCCUUUCCCCGCCUUCACAAUAUCUGGCAUUUGGGCUCAAGCCAAAGCCGCACUUUUGCCCCAUAAACGAGAAGGCGGGCUGCGGAGGCGGCGUUGUUGGUUCCGACGAUGCUAUCAACCUCAGUGCGGCGGAUAUUGGUCUCUUGGCAAACCUCGCAUGGCUUCCUCGGCCCAAUGCACCCUGUUGUCAUGUGUGUGGCCUUAAGUCCGAGAACAAGGCCAUCUCCGUCUUGAGAGUCCGCUCCUUAACGUCUCCCUUGUUGACGUGUCCCUCAUCCUCUGGACAAAGCGGGAUUCACCGCAUUUCGGCCUAUGGGAUGUGCAAGCUUUCUCUUCAUCCCGUCCAGCAUGGGCCACACAUCUCGUAUCUAUCCUAUCUACAUGUCACUCUACCUACCCGGGCGUGUCAGAUCAAGUGGCUGCGUGAUGGGAUCGCUUCUUGGCGUUUUGUUUUUCCGCACAUUGGGAGGGGGGCUACAGAUAUUAAUAUCAGCCUAUGCGACUCCUAAACGUGGCUUCCCGGCCGGCCAGGGGUCCCGCUCCAUCUCUUUCCAGCAGCCAUGUGCUUGCGAUCGUAUUUCCUCGGAGUCGCGGAUGAGGCGCCGCGCUCUUGGCCGAGAUGACGCUGCCUCCCGAGACAUGGUCACGGAGGGCAUGUCCGGCACAGAAUCUCCGACGUCGUCGACGUGAAUGGCCGGGGUUGUUGAUUGUGUCACGUCGGGUUGGUGGCAACUUCAAUGUGGCGAUUUCGCCGUGUUAGUCACUCGGCGCGAGCCCGGGUCGGACCGACUUUCAGCUCCUGUUCAAGAUGCGCCAUUUUUACUUGCUCAGCUCUGGACAUCCUAACUCGCUUGUCCUUGUAGGAAGAUGAUUAUUCAAUCCCGUUGCCGCUCUCCUACCUCUAUAUGCUACGCCCACACAAAGUGCCAAGGGCCUCACUAGCUUCAGACUUGGCACCGCCCGAAUCCAUUUGUGCGGCUCAGCGCCCGGCCGGCCUUUCGAAUCUCACAGUUGCAAGGUAUGUCAUAUUUUCGCGCCGCCUCCUGCCGCUUAUGGCCACCCAGGCAAUUAAGUCUGGAUCUCGUGACAGCUUCAUGUGCCCCUAGUACCUCGCUAGGACAGCAUACGAGCGUCAGCCGCCGAAGGAGUACAGUAGGCUGGAUGGGCGAGUUCACCGACACCAUACUGGCUGCGCCAUUCGUAUGGAAAGCGGAAGUUUGAUGGUGGUGUGAUUGGUUGACUCGUUCCUGGGACCAGACUGCAUCUUUGGUCAUGAUUACAUAUCUAAUUCGGCCAAGACACCAUAACGGCGACAAACCGCGCCAGCUCAAUAUAUGAUACGAAUUACCCAUCGUCACGCGAGCACUGCAACCUGGCAAAAUGUCUCAACAAGGGCCCGUCGGACUUGGCUCCGCUGAGGUUCUAGUUGAUACCGUCCUCGAGGUCCGCACGGGCAAGAUGCGGAGUUUCGAGGAAAUAAACGUGCAGACAGGGAUUUUCAAAACGCCACAUGAUGGCGCGAUGCACGUCGGAGAGAUGGGCAUCGAGGGCGACGAGCACGACUACACUUUCCACGGCGGCGUCGACAAGGCCGUCCAUGCCUGUGAGCGGGGGGUGAUCAGCCUUGGCGCCCAGUCCCGAGGACGUGGUUGCGCAUAGAUGGCUCUAUCUAUCUGACUCUGGGCCACAUGCGAGAAGCUGACGUCAAGGUACCGUCGCCAGAUUGCUCAGCGCACUACCCCAGCUGGCAGGCCGAGUUCCCAUCGGCGGCGGCGCUCUUCGCGCCGGGCGCGUUCGGGGAGAACCUGGUGCUGGGGCGCAUGAGCGAGCGCAGCGUCUGCAUCGGCGACGUGGUCGAGGUCGGGCCGGAGCUGCGGCUGCAGGUGUCGCUGCCGCGCCAGCCGUGCUUCAAGCUCAACCACCGGUUCCGCAUCAAGGACUUUGCCCCCAACACGUGGCGCCUCAGCCGCACCGGCUGGUACUACCGCGUGCUGCGGCCGGGCAGCGUCCGGGCCGGGGACGAGGUCCGGCUCGUGGAGCGCCGACAUCCGACCUGGACCAUCGAGCGCGUGCAGGAAUACUUGCACCGCGACCCGGGCAACGGGCCCAUGAACGAGGAGCUCGCCUCGAUCCCCGAGUUCGGCGACGAGUGCGCGGGCGCCUUCAGGCGGCGCGUGGCCAAGCAGAGGGCCAAGGAGCGCAGGGCCGAGACGGCGGCCGAGGAGGCCCUGCAGUGGCGCGAGUUCCGCAUCGUGGAGAAGAGGCGCCAGACGCCGCGCGUCGUGUCCUUCAUCCUGGAGGCGACCGAGCCGGUCGAGGACCCGGAGCUCGCUCCCGGGUCGCACGUCAAGCUCAGGCUGGGCAACGGGCUCGUGCGCAACUACUCGGUCGUGUCGGGCUCGCUCAACCGGUUCGAGCUGGGCGUCGCGCUCGCCGCCGACGGCCGCGGCGCGUCCCGGCACCUGCACGAGGCGGCGGCCGAGGGCGACGUGGUGGCGGUGGGGCGCUUCACGGCGGGCGUGCCGCGCGCGCCGUCGGCGAGCAACCACGUCUUCGUAGCCGGCGGCAUCGGCCUCACGGCCUUUUUGGCCCUCGUCGAGAAGAUGCGCGACGUCCACCUGAGCGCCACGCUGCACUACGCCGUCCGCUCGGCCGCCGCUGGCGACGUGCCGUUCCGCGACCGCGUCGACGCCCUCGCCGCGCGUGACGGCGCCCUCGUACUAUACGCGGCCGACGCCGGCCGCAGGCUCGACAUUGGAAAAAUCGUCGCCUCCCUGCCCUGGAACUCGCAGCUGUACUUUUGCGGCCCGCGCCGCAUGAUGGACGAGGCGCUGCGCGUGACGCGCGCCGCCGGCCUGGGCGGGCGCGAGGUGCACUUUGAGGCCUUUGAGGCCGACGCCUCGGGCGACCCGUUCGAGGCCGUGGUCGUCAAGAAGGCCGCCACUGCCAAGGGGGAGGAGGAGAAGGAGGUUACGCUACAGGUGGGUGCCGAGGAGACGUUGCUCGAGGUCAUGCAGAAGGAGUUUGGCGUCGACGCGGCGCCGUCGAGCUGCGAGGUCGGCAACUGCGGCACCUGCAAGAUACGACUCGUGGCAGGGCAGGUCGACCACCGCGGCACGGCCUUGACGGAGGACGAGAAGAAAGCUGCCGGGCACAUGCUGCCGUGCGUCAGCCGCGGCGUGGGCAGGAUCGUGGUCGAGAUCUGAGCCAUGACAUGACAAGGGGAGGAGGGGAAAAGUCCAAAACUUCCGGAUUAGGUAGCUUUCCCCAAGCGCCUAGAGGCUUGGCCGGGACGACGGAAUAUACGCCUCACAGUUGGGGUUUCCACCCUUUUCUUGGCCCGGGACUCGCGUCGGCACAGGCUCACUUGUUCGCCUCUGCUUGUGCUGUUAAGAGGACGCCUUUCCUCGCUAGUGGUCAUUGCUCUUUAGUGAUGCAUCGGCUAGCGGCCCCUGAUUCCCUGCUUCCGCUGCUGCUUAAAAUUCUUGUUUUUAUCUCUCAUAAUUCGUUACUCGCCACUUGACCACCGAUACAUAAUACACAGAUUCCUGAAAACCAAUACUCCAGCCAAAAUCCACGCUAUACUCCGCUAUGAAACUCCCUGAAUGCAAUGUCGGCGGGUGUGAGCCCUUUCUUCUUCUUUUCACCUUUUCACCUUUUAUCUCUUUUUUCUUUUUUCCCCCUCACUUGAGCUCAGUUCUUGUUGGGUAUCAUUCUUCUCAAACAAUCGAAGCAGCCUUGCCUGGCCGUCUGUCGCCGCCGACGUACAAGACGAUGGCGACGGAGCCGACGACGCACCAGAGUGAGAUGGCCCAGGUGUAGGUCGACCAGCCCACGCCCGAAACGAGGUAGCCGCCCAUGAGGCCGCCGCAGGUCUCCCCGAGCGCAUAAAAGGUGGUAAACAGUCCAUACUGUGAAGGUGAUCCCAAGUCAGCAAACCGAAUCGUGGAGGUGCGCCGUUUUGCGGGGUGAUGGACCGGCGGAUUAUACUCACAGCAGCCCCAUAGACUCCCUUUUUCCCCCACAUCCCCGGAUCUGCGGCCUCGGCGUCCUGGAUUGCGUAUGUGAUCUCGGCCAUCAGGGGCUGGAUUCACGACUAAGUUAGUCGGUGCUUUUUCUUCCUUAUUUUCAAUGACGCAUCCACUGGGAAGACUUACCGAGUCGGCCAUCCCCAUAGUGAUUCCCAGCACGGUUAGGAGCGCCAUUAGCGUGACCUUUGGGCCAGGGUGCUGUCGAUCUCGGCAAACCGCAGGCAGGCCAGGACCGGGAUGGAGAGCAGGAAGCCGAUAAACGAGGGCCACUUGGCGCCGUACUUGUCCGAAAUUGCGCCUAUCCUGCACGCCGCGGGAAAAAACGAUACACGUCAGAAAAUGGGCAAACGGCGGUGUUGGGGGUUUCGGAGAAAAGAGACAAGAAACUUACACCGGCGAUAACAGGCUCGGGAGCAUAGAUGCGAGCAGGACGAGCCCGGCCGCGGUCGAGUUCCAGCCGUACGUGUUCUUGACAAAGAGCGGCACGGUGACCUCGAGCGAGACGAUGACGGCCGCAUGCACGGCGACGCCGGCCAGGGUGGCGAGCAUGCGCGGGGACUUGAUGAGGCGGACGUAGCGGUGGUUCGCCAGCCCCCCCUUGGGCGCGGCGUCCAGCUGGGCCGGGGCCGCCGCCGCUGUGGUGGCCGCGACCACGAUCUUCUUCUCCUGCUCGCCGGCCGCGUCGGGGGCGGACGAGGUGCCCGAGUCGGACUGCGAGCCGGCGGAAUCCUCAACGACCUCGGGCAGCCACUGGGCCGCGUGGCGCUUCUCGAUCAUGAGCAGGCGGAGCACAAUGUCCAAGACGAUCAGGGCGAAGGGGACCGAGUAGACCGAGUAGUAGCCGUGGGUCUCGUACAGGACGCCGACGAUGAGGGGCGAGACGAGCAGGCCGCCCGACAGGGCGAUGCUGAUGUAGUCCAUGAAGAGGCCGAUGCUGGGGCCGGCCGUGUCGUGCUUGCUACAACAUACCUGGCGCUGACUCUCGGGCUCGCCCGUCUGCGCUGACAAGGCCAAGGGGAUGACAGGUAGGAUGAGGCCGUAGAGGAAUGAGUCGACAAAAACGGCCAGCACGACGGUGACGAGGAUGAUGAUGGCCGGCUUGGCGUGAUGUGAUGGGGUUUCGUCUUUCCGGCCUGCGACUGGGAGAGCGGCAGGCGUCCCUUAUACGUGGUGAUGUAUUCCGACAUCAAGCUGCGGCAUGGCCGGUUACAGAGGCAAUAAUCACACCAAUACUGGCUGACUAGCCGGCGCUCGUAGUCAUCAAGCCAUAGACGGCAGCUGGCGCGCAUGGCCUGCGCCCUCGGGCGCCGAGAUAGCAUCGCCUGGACGAGGUCGGCGGCACCUCGAGGCCAGUCCCAUGUCGAGGCCCAGCCUGACACGGGCAUGACACCAAUCGGUCAAGCGUGGGGCAUAGGCUAUAGAGGUCUAUAUAGCGAUUUCUCGGCACCCGAUCAGAGGUUCGGUGUAAGCGAAACAGGGUGAAUCUGAUCGAGGCUCGUCUCGUCUUAUCCUUGGGUGCACUCGGGAGGAAUAUGCCGAUGUGCGAACCUGCUUCUCGAUGAGGUAUGCACACACGCAAAACUCGCAGCGGCAGAGAGGUGCCAAGCCAGCCGCGCUGUCGAACGCGUAGAUGAAUAUAAUUGACAGACCGUUGCCAAGGGGGUUUCAGGCAAGUAUGUGGGCUUCUACUUCUAACCGGCUUCAUUACUACCUACUAUGGAGAGCACGCUAUCCAGCACCUGCCUGGGACCCGUGUACUCUGGGGAGUUAAAGCCAACUACCGGCCGGGGCAGGGGAGGCAUUCGUUGUGCGUUUCUGGGCUCGGAUGGUGCAGACUCAGGGGCAGCAGAGUCCCAGCUGCUGCCCUGAUGUUAGAGGAUGGUCACCCAUAUAUUGAUACCAAUAUCGAGGGUUGCCAACAGAGGAGGCCAGACCUGACGUCGGAGGGAGGGCGGAAAUGAUAACGUUGCCUGGUCACACUAAUAUGACUGCGGCAGCCAGCAAAACGGCGAUUGCUGGUUAAGGAAUGCGAGAACGGUUGUCUAGGUGGCGGCUAGACCUGGGGAUGCUAGUGGGUAGUUUGGCGCCAGGAAGACCCCGUGUGGCAGUCAGAUGAGAAUGACGAUCGAUCAGGAGAAGGUCGCUGCAUUUGAGUGCCGCAAGUUGCCUCUGGAGGGCCGCGUGUUUGUCAGUGGCUCCAGGUGUUGGUUCUAGGAUAGCCUAGUUGGCACAUGCCGAACGAAAGCGUGCAGUCCGGACGAACCUAACGCACAGCCAAAGGGAUACAAGGGAUAAAGAAGAGACAGAAAAAAGAAAAAAUAGUAUCGCAGAUGAGGAAAAGAAGGUAAUGAAAUGAAAUCAAUUUAGCUAGCCCCCGCUGAGCAGCCUCCACGGAGACUCUCUGACGUGCCCGCGACGGUGGUUGGGCAUUUCUAUCUGGCCGCGUUGCGCCGGCUCUGGCUAUCUAGGUGCAGGGGAAAGUUAUGACCACGGGGCAACUGAGGAAAAGAAGGUAUGUAGGAAGCAGGAACGAGAUAGUCCUAUAGGAUAGGCUGUAAUAGACAACCACUUGAUCUAUCGAGGCUCCA